Leptosomus discolor (cuckoo roller) is the source of this 2115-nucleotide messenger RNA. Its product is annotated as solute carrier organic anion transporter family member 1C1-like. Gene Ontology annotation, biological process: bile acid and bile salt transport; transmembrane transport; sodium-independent organic anion transport. Gene Ontology annotation, cellular component: basolateral plasma membrane. The record is from RefSeq and is a predicted model, not a curated record. Gene Ontology annotation, molecular function: protein binding; bile acid transmembrane transporter activity. Lineage: Eukaryota; Metazoa; Chordata; Aves; Leptosomiformes; Leptosomidae.
AUGGACAGGCCAAACACUGCUGGCCAACUUAAAGACAAGUCACUUUUCCAGGACAGUGACGGCAGCACAGUUCCUGCCAAGAGUGUGUGCCAUAAUUGUUCAAAGCUAAAGAUAUUUCUUGGAGCUCUAGCUUUUUCCUUUUUUGCCAAAGGAUUUUCUGGAAGCUACAUGAAAAGCAUGUCCAGUCAAAUUGAAAGGAGAUUUGAAAUCUCGUCAUCGAUUGUUGGCAUUAUUGACGGCAGCUUUGAGAUAGGUAACUUAAUGGUAAUGGUGUUGGUGAGCUACCUUGGACCAAGAGUUCAUCGACCAAAAGUAAUUGCUGUUGGAUGUCUCAUCAUGUCUUUAGGAGCAUUUUUGUCAGUGAUGCCUCAGUUCCUAAUGGGACGUUAUAAUUAUGAAAGGAUAACUGUUAGUGUGGACAACUCCUCUGCGAGUGUAUCAGCUUGCUCCCCAGCAUUGUCUGAGGGCCGUCCGGUCACAGAUACUACGGAAACACCCAGCGCAGUGAAAAAUUUCGGAUGUGAGAAAACAACAAAUACCUAUCUGUGGCUCUUUGUGCUGAUGGGGAACCUUUUACGUGGAAUUGGGGAAGCACCAGUUAUGCCACUGGGGGUGUCAUAUAUAGAUGAUUUUUCUAAAGAAGAAAACUCAGCUUUUUACAUAGGCCUGGUGAGAUCCACGGGCAUGUUUGGGCCGACCCUGGGCUUCCUGCUUGGAUCUUUCUGUGCCAGCCUCUGGGUUGACAUUGGCAUUGUGGAUAUCGAUGCCAUCAGCAUAAAUCCUAAGGAUACCCGUUGGGUUGGUGCCUGGUGGCUUGGAUUGCUUAUCUGUGGAGCAGUCAACUUCAUUGCUUCAUUGCCUUUCUGGUUUUUGCCUUACUCCUUACCAAAAGAAGGAGAGAAUGAAAACCUGAAGAGUGGUCAUUUUCCUGUUCAAGGAGAUCACUGUAAAAUAAACCCACCAGCUCACCCACAGUUAAAGUUCUCAGAGGCAGUAAAAGAUUUCUUCCCAGCUCUGAAGAAGCUGUUUGGAAAUCCAGUUUUCCUGGUGUUCAUCUUCCUCACUAUUCUGCAGUACAAUUCUCUUGUUGGGUUGAUAACCUAUGAGACAAAGUUUAUGGAGCAGCAAUUUAACGUAUCAGUGGCAAGAGCCAUCUUUCUAAUCGGUGUGAUACUUUUACCCAUCACAAUCCUGGGGAUGUUUCUAGGAGGCUUUCUGAUCAAGAAAUUCAAACUUCACAUAACUGAAAUGGCAAAGUUUGCAUGCAUCACCUUUAUAGUAGCGUACUUGUUAAACCUCUUGUACUUUACAUGCAGUUGCGAGGUGCUCCAGGUGGCUGGUUUGACAGCACCCUACUCCGGAUUAAAGCAUCUUUCCUCCCCCAAAAACAGCUUAAUGGCCAGUUGCAAUGUUGACUGCAGCUGCAAGCUGGAUCAGUGGGACCCUGUAUGUGGGGAUGAUGGGAUCACUUACAUGACAGCCUGCUUUGCGGGAUGUAAAUCGUCAACGGGGAUGGGAAAGAAUAUGGUGUUUCACAAUUGCAGCUGUGUGGAAGGACAAGGGCAUGGGCUUGUCAAUUCCUCUGCAGUUUUGGGACAAUGCCAAAGAGAAAGCUGUACCAAAGCAUUUCCCUAUUUCUUAGCAUUACAGAGUGCAUGUGCAUUUAUUUUAGCCUUAGGAGGCACUCCUACGUACAUGAUUAUGUUUAGAUCUGUUUCACCAGACCUGAAAUCCUUUGCUGUUGGGAUUGAAACUUUAGGUGGCAGAGUACUAGGAGGACUCCCAGCCCCUAUUUAUUUUGGUGCCUUGAUAGAUGAGACUUGCUUGAAAUGGGGGACAAAAGACUGUGGUGGAUCUGGAUCUUGCCGAGUAUAUGACACGAAAGCAUUCAGAAAUGUCUAUCUUGGCCUCAUUGCAGGACUACGGGCAGGAUGCUGUCUCUUAUACGUAGUGCUCUCUGUUUUAAUAACGAAACGCUUCAAACCAGAUGGCAAAGAGGUGACAGAUAUCAAAAAUACAGAAAGAUCAACCAGCAAAGAACCAGCUACUGCCAACAAAAGAGAAAUUCUUCCUGGUGCAAGAACCUCAGAGGAGAGUGAGGAAACUUCUAUGUAA